AUGGUGUUUGAACUCCAUGUCUGGGGCCCAGCGUUCGAGCUUCCUUCUAUCGAUGCCCAAUGUCUAGCUGCAAUCUUCUACCUUCGCCAAUGCCUGCCACUUGACCACUGGGUGCUGAUUCCCUCGAGCGACGCUCGAGUCAGUCCUCUGGCAGAACUCCCUGCGUUACGCGAUGGCGAGACUUGGGUCGCUGGGUUCACCAACAUUGUCGACUAUCUCCUUGAGACCUCCAAUGGCGAACGAGACCUAAACAAACACCUCAAUGCCCAGCAACAAGCAGACUGCGCGGCAUUUUCAACCUUCAUCGCGUCACGCGGCCAACCUCUCCUCGAUCUCAGCCUCUAUGUGAGCAGCGACAAUUAUCUUAAUUGCACGAGACAAGCCCUCAGUGAUAUCUUGACAUGGCCAAAGAGCUGGACUUUGCCGCAUCAAUGGCGGGCACAAGCGAAGAAGAGGUCUGAACAUUUAGGUCUGGACAGUCUGGAUGUGGACAGUGCACAGGCGGAGGAGGACAAGAGAGCGGAUACAGGCCUGACCGCGCAUAUUCCCAAGUCUCUGAGAAAACCCAGACAAACAGUCACGGGGCUACUAGGCCGGCACCAGCAAAAGAACCGGUUUCGACUAGACGCUGUCACAGAAGAUUUCUUUGAACCCCUGAGUGAAAUGCUGGGGGAGAAGAACUGGUUACUGGGUGACCAAGCCUGCAGCGCUGAUUGUCUGGCGGUCGGCUACCUGGUGUUGAUGCAGACGCCAGCACUAGAGCAUGGAUGGCUGCGGGAGUCUCUACAGCGGAAUCACGCGAUUCUACACAAGUGGGUGACAAGUCGGGCUGCGGAAGUGUUCGGUCCGCCACCCGAUGUCUCUUGGGUCCUGGGACGGAAGCCUGGGCUUGAACCGGCCGAGUCGCCCUUACCAUGGCGAGCACCAGCUUCUCGCAGUCUUCCACAAGUCGUGCAGGCGGUUGUGGAGGGGUGCAUUAGCUCGAUCCCCGUCAUAGGAUCUGGGUACGGGGUCUCGGAGAUCGGCAACACGCAUGCAUCGGGGCGAGAACGACACCGAGGGAAACAGCUGCAGCUGGCGAGGCUCCAGAGACGGCGAGGUUUGUAUCUGGAGAUUGUGGCGUCAAGUGUGGCGACCGUGGGACUGAUGGCCUGGCUAGUUUACCAAGGGCUGCUACCGGUGCCUCGAUGGGGACGCUCUGUAUCGAGAAGACGCGGAUUUGGCGAAGCAGGCGUGCUUCUUGGACUAUGA
Cladophialophora psammophila CBS 110553 is the source of this 1251-nucleotide messenger RNA. RefSeq lists its product as uncharacterized. The transcript has a single exon. Gene Ontology annotation, biological process: mitochondrion organization. Gene Ontology annotation, cellular component: SAM complex. Lineage: Eukaryota; Fungi; Ascomycota; Eurotiomycetes; Chaetothyriales; Herpotrichiellaceae. The coding region runs from base 1 to 1251 and encodes 416 amino acids. The record is from RefSeq and is a predicted model, not a curated record.